UACAAGAUGUUGGGGCUCGACGGCGGCGGCGGAAGGGCGCGACCUGCUCUGCGCAGGUCCAGUAGCCUUAUAUCCUGGCGCUCGCUCAACACCGAUUGUGAAUCGCCGGAGGUCCGAAUGCCGGGCGGUGUGGAGCCCCGUGCGCCGGACCCCGCCGCACUCGCCGCCUACUGGGCCGAGUACGAGGACCUGUGUCGCCAGAUCAGCACCGCGCACCACAAUGAUGAUGACGAUAAUCAUUACGAAGAGGGCGAGCUGGAGACGGAGUGGUUGCAGGCGGCGGGGCUGGGCUCGUUGGCUGCGCCGGCGCGCGUUGGCCUAGAGGUGACAGAGGCGCAGCUGGGCGAUGCAGUGCGCCCGCUGCCGCGCGACCAGGCCGCCGCCGUGCGCCGCCGCGUGCGCCGCCUUAACCGCACUGUACGCCGCAAGCGCGCCGCCUCGCGCGCCCGUAAACCAGACAUCAGAGAUGUCUUCAGAGAUUUAGAGAACUCUAGCGGCAGCGAGCCUCGGUCGCGCAGCGCGACCCCGGACUCGCUGGACUCGCUGCCGAGCGCCGGCUCCGGCUCACCGCCCGCCGAGUGGGCUGAUACGUCGGCGCCCUCAGACUUUGUCGACACAUACCAGGGAGGUGGUCACAGUGCGCUUGGCCGCACGCCGUCGGCGCCGGCGCCACGUCGCGCCCGUCUCUCCCCGCCCGGACAGCACUCUCCGCCCGCCUCGCAGCACUCCCCGCCUGCCCCACACCGCGGACACGAGCUCUUUAAGCCCAACGAUCUGCACUGGGCUGACAUUGCCUCUAACACCGAGGGCAUAGAACUCCUGGGCUACCAAAGAUACGGCACUGUGCAGGGGCCGAGGAUAGGCAAAGAGAGAAUCAACGGUUCCAUCCUCAAGGACAGCGAUCCUUUCGUCAAGAAGCACGCGGUCGUGUCGCGCACCAAGAGUGUGACGAGUGCUGGCGGCGCCGCGCAGCAGCCGCUCAGCUUCGAGCACAAGUUCAACCUCGACCGGCAAGUGCUCAACCAAGAGGAGGAAUGGCCGGAGGAGGGCAGCACAGUGGAUAUCGAGUGCGUGGCGGAACCGACGCUGAAGAAGUUGCAGCCGCUGGUGUGGCUCGAGCUCACCGCUCUCUUCGAUCGCUACUCGCUGCCCUUCCACAAGCGCAAGCCGCACAAGAAGAAGAGGAAAGAAGAGGGUUCGGUGUUCGGGGUGUCUGUGGAGACGCUACUGCGCAAGGACAUGAUUCUGUGGGAAGAGACGUGGAGCUCGGUGCCGAGUGUGCUGCGCGCCGUGUCCGCGGCGCUGGCGCUGCGCUGCGCCGACGAGGGCCUGCUGCGUGUACCCGGCAAUAAACAUAAGGUGGAGGCGCUGUGUCAGCUGGUGGAGCGCGAGUGGUGGUCGGGUCGCGGCACAGUGGAGGCGGCGCUGCGGCGCGCUGCGGGCCACGACCUGGCCGCGGUCUACAAGCGGCUGCUGCGCGAGCUGCCGCAGCCGCCGCUCACACAGGAGCUGAUGCGUCUCUUCUACCACACAUACGCCCUCAGCGGCGGCACUCAGGCGCGCGCGCUCAAUCUGCUCGUACUGCUGCUGCCGGCCGAGCAGCGCGCCACGCUGCGGGCCGUGCUGCGCCUCGUGCGCGCCGUCGCCGCUCGCGCUGACCGCAACAAGAUGAGCGAACACAACGUCGCCAUGAUCAUUGCGCCCACGCUCUUCCCGCCCAGUCUACUGAUCAAGCCGACGGACAGCCUGGAGACGCAGGUGGCGACGGCGGCCAACAGCUGCGUGGUGACGGAGGCGCUGAUGCGUUGGGCGGACUCGCUGUGGCUGGUGCCGGCCUCGCUGCUGGCGGCGGCGCAGCGCAAGCCGCGUGCACGACUUCAGCACACCUGA
Molecule: messenger RNA, 1890 nt
Organism: Papilio machaon (common yellow swallowtail)
Lineage: Eukaryota; Metazoa; Arthropoda; Insecta; Lepidoptera; Papilionidae
Gene: conu
Product: rho GTPase-activating protein conundrum
Exons: 11
Coding region: 7-1890 (627 amino acids)
Biological process (GO): regulation of actin filament polymerization; regulation of small GTPase mediated signal transduction; signal transduction
Cellular component (GO): cytoplasm
Molecular function (GO): GTPase activator activity
Source: RefSeq, a predicted model, not a curated record